Odobenus rosmarus divergens (Pacific walrus) is the source of this 1583-nucleotide messenger RNA. RefSeq names its product GRAM domain containing 2 (gene GRAMD2A). Gene Ontology annotation, biological process: regulation of store-operated calcium entry. The record is from RefSeq and is a predicted model, not a curated record. Gene Ontology annotation, molecular function: phosphatidylinositol-4,5-bisphosphate binding. Gene Ontology annotation, cellular component: organelle membrane contact site; extrinsic component of cytoplasmic side of plasma membrane; endoplasmic reticulum membrane. Lineage: Eukaryota; Metazoa; Chordata; Mammalia; Carnivora; Odobenidae. The transcript is spliced from 13 exons. The coding region runs from base 9 to 1583 and encodes 524 amino acids.
GCGCCGCGAUGACCGCUCUGAGCCGGGGCGAGGCGGCCGAGGCGGGCAGCGACCAACAGAUGCACGGAAAGACGGCUUCUCUGAAGAGCCCCGUGUCCUGCUCAGAGAAACUAGCCAAGGUUCAGGCACCCCUGGACUCCAGUCUGCACUGGCCAGAAGGCUUGAAGGGUGAAGAGAUAAAGAAGUGUGGCCGAGAAGGGACGCUACUGAGUAAAUACAACCAACAAUACCACAAGCUGUUUAAGGACAUUCCCUUGGAGGAGGUGGUUCUCAAAGUGUGUUCCUGCGCCCUCCAGAGAGACCUCCUUCUCCAGGGCCGGCUCUACAUCUCCCCCAACUGGCUCUGCUUCCAUGCCAGCCUCUUUGGCAAGGAUAUAAAGGUGGUCAUUCCCGUGGUGUCUGUCCAAAUGAUCAAAAAACACAAGAUGGCGCGGCUUCUUCCCAAUGGCCUGGCCAUCACCACCAACACCAGCCAGAAGUACGUCUUUGUGUCACUGCUUUCCCGGGACAGUGUAUAUGACAUGCUGAGGAGGGUCUGCACACACCUCCAGCCUUCCAGCAAGAAGAGCCUGAGUGUAAGAGAAUUUCCAGAGGAACCUGAGUGCGAGUCCCUGGAAGUCCUCAUCCCUGAGAUGAAGUGGAGAAAAGUGUGCCCAGCCUCCAGGUCCCUGUCGCUCCCAGACAACAUCCCUUGUAUACCUCGGGCAUCCAUGGACUCCACGGACAGCUUCUUUCCCUCCAGGAAGCCUCCCGGGUCUGAGAAGGCCGUCUGUGAGGAGGAGAAGCUGGAGGAAGAGCCCAGGAGCGACGGGGAGCUGAGGCUCUGGGAUUACCAGCUCCUCAAGGUCAUCUUUGUGCUGAUCUGCUUCUUGGUCAUGUCCUCAUCCUAUCUGGCAUUCCGCAUCUCCCGGCUAGAACAGCAGUUAUGCUCCCUGAAUUGGGAUGGCCCAGUCCCUGGGCACAGCUCCUACAAUUUGGGGACUAAGACACGAAGCCAGAUUCCUGGAACCAGCCGAGAAAUUCUGUAUACUAAGCUUCAGCAAGCCCUUGGACAAAGAAAAGUUAGCUUGUUCCUUGGAAACAGUCUGGCACAGAGGCAGAGCACUAGGAACCACCCAAGGGACAAAGGCCACGAUUUGGUACCUGGAAUGCAGCUCUCCACGGCCACGCGGCUCGCGGCAGUAGUGGGACAGAGGCCCAGACUGUCCUGUGGUAUGGAAAGUUCAUUUUUAUCUUUCGACGACUCACAAAAGGUCCUCGUGUUAACAUAUUUGGCACUAAGGAGACUGACGGGGCCCAAGUCAUCCCCAGAAUCUCGAGUACUCUGCAAAUCUCACAGGGCUGUGGCUGAGCCGCCUCAUACUUCAGGCAUACUGGGAAGGCAAAGAGCAGCCACAGGAAACCUCCGCAGCCUCCUGCCUCUGCUGGGGGGACACCGAGAAGGCUUCCCUAUUUCUCUUGGGCAGCUCCAAAGCAACGUCCUGGGUUCAAAUGGUACUGUGCUUCUGACUCAGGAAUUCAAGUCCAGAACUCCGAGCCAGAAAAUCCCUGUGUCCUUUUCUAUGACAUCGAGCCUAGAUUAG